This is a messenger RNA of Drosophila virilis, 2471 nucleotides long. RefSeq names its product Ecdysone oxidase (gene Eo). The record is from RefSeq and is a predicted model, not a curated record. NCBI's taxonomy places the organism in Eukaryota, Metazoa, Arthropoda, Insecta, Diptera, Drosophilidae. Gene Ontology annotation, molecular function: oxidoreductase activity, acting on CH-OH group of donors; flavin adenine dinucleotide binding.
UGGCCGACAUUAAGUACUUAUUUACAGCUCAGUGCAAACAAACGGAAACCGAAAACAGGCAAAACGCACAUAAAGAUAACGAGUGGGAGAAGAUAACGGCACGUCGCACUUGAAAUACCCUUUCCGAUGCGCUUUUAUAGGCUAGCUUUAAAUCAGAUGGAUUGUUCUCUUUUUUGGAAACUAUACGAUAUAUGAGAAUGUUUUGCAAAUAUGCAGGGUAAAUUGUGCAGCUCGUAGUUUGAUAAAAAAGGUUCUUUGAAAGGCAUUAUUAUCCAUUCCAUAUCCGUAUAUGUAUGCUCUACACACAUAUAAAUACCUAACGUACCGAGGCGUUACAAGCUGCGUGACAAAUUCGUGCCAUUCGCUGUAAGGGUAUACGAAUAACAUUUUUAUGGGACUCACAUUUGAUGGGUACAAGGCGCACAGCCUUGGCCCGGCCGCGCACAGUUCAAAAUGAGACACGCGCGUCGACAAGCUGCAGACAAAUUGGCAGCACUUUUUCUGCUGCCGCUGCUGCUGGCAGGAGCUGGCGGCGAGAGCUUCAGCGAUUGGCCGCGCCGAAUCGAGCCGCCGCCGAACGGCGCCAGCUUCGACUACAUUGUGGUGGGCGCGGGCAGCGCGGGCGCCAUUGUGGCCAGCCGGCUGGCGGAGCAGCCGAACGUGACCGUGCUGCUGUUGGAGGCGGGCCAGGAGCCGCCGUUGGAAGCGGAGUACCAUGCGCUGAGCGGACGACUGCAUCACGACGCACGCUACAUGUGGCUGGACGAGGCGGCGCCAAGUUCGCGCUGCUGCCAGGCGAUGGAGCCGCCGCACGGCUGCAGCUGGUGGCACGGACGCAUGCUCGGCGGCAGCGGCUCCAUCAAUGGCAACGUCUAUGUGCCCGGCAGUGCUGACAAUUUCCACGACUGGCGCUGGCGGCUCGGCCUCCGCGGCUGGGACUGGCCGCAGGUGCAGCUUGCCUACCGCCAGCUGCAGCAGCGUCUGCAGCCCAGCCUGUUCCCGCUGGCGACCUCGAUGCAGCCGCUCGUCGAGCUCAUCUAUGCCGCCAGCGCGGAGCUGGGCGUGCCGCCCCUGCAGCAGCCCCUGCUGGCGGGCAGCAGCAUCGGCUACACGCACUUGGUGCCCGCCACCAUACACCAGGAUCGACGCGCCAGCAGCGCCCGGCAGUAUCUGGCCCGUGGCCAAGGGUCGCGGUCCGCCGGCGACAACUUGCAGCUGCUGCGUGGCGCCGAGGCGCAGCGUCUGAUGCUCAGCGCCGGCGCGCAACGUGCGCGCGGCAUCAGCUACCUUCACGUGGCGAGCAAUCGUACGCUGUGGGCGUGGUCGCGCCGGGAGCUGGUGCUGAGCGCGGGCGCUUUGAACUCGCCCAAGCUGCUGCUGCUCUCCGGUAUUGGGCCUGGGCCGCAGCUGCGCCGGCUGGGCAUCAAGCCGCGCCUGCAGCUGGCGAGCGUGGGCCGGAAUCUGCACGAUCACGGCAUGUUGCCGCUUUACCUGCGCUUCACGCGCACGCACACGCACACCUGUGCCUUCAACGCCAGCGACGACAGAGACGACAGCGACGACAGCGACGCCAGCUUCGCCAUGAUGGGCUUCAUCAACACGAGCGCGCCGGCCUGUGGCAUGUGCCGGCCGGAUGUGCACGUGGCGGCGCACACAUUGCUGCCGCGCGGCAGCGUGGGUAGCUUUGCCUAUCUGGGCUUUCGUCCGGCGCUGAUCGCGGCGCAGCGUGCGGCACUGCAGCAGACGGCCAUGCUGCAGAUUGUGGGCUCCUUGCUGCUGCCGAGAUCGCGCGGCCAUGUCGAGCUGCGCAGCGCGGAGCCGCGGCAACCGCCGCUGGUGCGGCAUUGCUAUGCGCGGCAUGCCACGGACCGUGCCACCUUGCUGCGCUACGUGCGUUACGUGCAGCGCCUGGCGGAGACGCGUGCCUUUCGCGGCUGCGGCCUGCGGUUGUGGCUGCCGCCGCUGCCCGAAUGCGACGCCCUGCCGCCGGACUCCGACGCCUAUUGGCUGUGCCACAUGCGCUACAUGUAUGUGGGGGCGUGGCAUGCGGUCGGCAGCUGCCGCAUGGCCGCCGCCGGCGAUCCGCGCGGCGUCGUCGAUGAGCGGCUGCGCGUGCGCGGCAUCCGCGGCCUGCGCGUCGUCGACGCCAGCGUCAUUCCGGAAAUAACGGCGGGCAACACGAAUGCGCCCACCAUGAUGAUUGCCGAGCAGGCGGCGCGCAUGAUACGCGAGGAUCAGCUGCAGCUGGACCGACUGCACCAGUCGGAGCAAGAGGAGCAAGCGGAACAUCUACGGUCAAAUGAGGUGCAGCAAUGAGUUGCUUCUAUAUAAAACAAUAGAACCAAAGACCCCAAGCGGGUACUUGAUUUGAUAGGGCAAAAUAUACCCUCACCUAGUCAAAUAUAUGAUAACAUAUAUAUUCAUAUAUUUAUUAUCGAAUUGUGCCCAUAUAUAAUAUUCGAUCUGAAUAU